Phodopus roborovskii (desert hamster) is the source of this 4181-nucleotide messenger RNA. RefSeq names its product SANT and BTB domain regulator of CSR (gene Sanbr). Bases 342 to 2555 code for a protein of 737 amino acids. The record is from RefSeq and is a predicted model, not a curated record. The transcript has 24 exons. Lineage: Eukaryota; Metazoa; Chordata; Mammalia; Rodentia; Cricetidae.
CGGGUGCGGGCGCGGGCGGGGUGCGGCGGCGGCGCGUGAGGCCGCCCCAGCCGGGCUUCGGCGCCGACUGCACCGUUCGGGGCGCGAGCGCGGGCGGUGCCGGACACUGCAGGCGACACGGGCGCAGUGAGGGCCGCCGCGGCGCUGUGGAGCUGAAACAAUUGAAGCCCCAGGUUGCACUGCUAGAAAAGGUAAAGCUGGAUGAGGAAAUGGAGACACAAAUUAUUUGGACUAGAUAAUGUCUUCGUGAUUAAAACCAGGAUCCGCAGUUGGAUGGCCUCACAUCAGAAUCUGUACUUGUAACUACUACACUGUACAGAACCUUCAAUAAGGUCCAAAAGAUGAGUCGUGGGUAUCCAGAAAACAAUAAUUUCCUGAAUAAUAAUAACCAAAUGGUAUUAGAUAUGAUCCUUUAUCCAUUAAUAGGAAUUCCUCAGACCAUCAACUGGGAAACUGUGGCAAGGCUUGUGCCUGGUUUAACGCCCAAAGAGUGUGCAAAAAGGUUUGACGAGCUGAAGAGCAGUGGAAGCUCACCCGUUGACAACCAGUGUAACCCCUCAGUGGUAGCUGCAGGGGGCCCCAUUGAGUCUUUAGCCACUUACAUUAAAUCUUCGCUUCUGGAAACACAAGGAGAUUUUCAGGAGACUCCAGUUGAUCAAGAUACAGUUUCCAAAGCAGGAAGACAUAGUGUAGCUUCCGCAAGAAAUUGCUCUUCAGAGAGUGAAAACUGCACGACUCGUAAUGCUGGAGAGAAGACUGAAGAAUCUGAAGGGCCAAACAUGGUGAUCCAUGUAUGUGAUGAAGCAAAAAACUUGAAGGAAGAUUUUAUUUGCCCGCGAGAUCUUUUGAUAUCAGAGAUGAAGUACUUUGCUGAAUAUUUAUCUAUGGAUGCCCAGCGCUGGGAAGAGGUGGACAUUUCGGUUCAUUGUGACGUUCACAUUUUCAACUGGUUGAUAAAAUACGUUAAAAGGAACACUAAGGAGAGUAAAGAUUGUGAGAUUCCCACUUUAGAGCCAGGAAAUGUCAUUUCAAUUCUUAUUUCUUCAGAGUUCUUGAAGAUGGAUUCAUUAGUUGAACAGUGUAUUCAGUAUUGCCACACAAAUAUGAAUGCCAUAGUAGCUGCUCCGUGCAACAUGAACUGUAUUAAUGCAAACCUCCUUACACGCAUAGCUGAUCUGUUCACACACAAUGAAAUUGAUGACUUAAAAGACAAAAAAGAUAAGUUUAGGAGUAAACUUUUUUGUAAGAAGAUUGAAAGACUGUUUGAUGCUGAGUACUUGAAUCCAGAUUCUCGAAACAACGCAGCAACCUUAUAUAGAUGUUGUUUAUGUAAGAAACUUUUAACCAGAGAAACAGAAAGACGAAUUCCUUGCAUCCCUGGAAAAAUCAAUGUGGAUCGACAUGGAAACAUUAUCUACAUCCAUAUAAGAGAUAAAACCUGGGAUGUACAUGAGUAUUUGAAUAGUCUUUUUGAAGAAUUAAAAUCUUGGAGAGAUGUAUAUUGGCGGUUGUGGGGAACGAUCAACUGGCUGACUUGUUCAAGGUGUUACCAGUGGAGGGAGGAAGAACAGGUCAUCAAAACCAUCACAGUUUGGAAUGUCAGACCAUAUGCCUUUCUCUGUAUUGAAUUCUCACAUUGUCAGUAUCACUCAGAAGUGGUAGUUUAUGCCUCCACAGUAAGUUCACUGACCACUGUGGGCACUGGAAUUUAUCCCUGCUGUAACCAAAAGGUUCUUCGUUUUGAUCCCACUCAGCUCACAAAGGGCUGUAAAGUGAGGGACCACAUGGUUAUUGUUCAUGACCAAGGAGAAAAUGAUGAUUUGCUUUCUUGUCCAACUACUAGAAUACUGGACGAUCUGCACAAGCACAGAGAUGUCAUUGUUGUACCCUUUUUAAAAGAUACAGUUAGUGACCCCGGGGCUGGCUCCUGUGAUGAAAAGGGCCUGGAAUAUGAUGUUUUGCUGGAACCAAAUACACCAUGGGGCCCCAAAACUGGGGAGCUCAAUGCUUUCCUGUCAUUGAAAAACUGGACUCUGCAGUUGAAACAGCAGUCAUUAUUUUCAGAAGAGGAAGAAUACACCACUGGAUCUGAGGUCACUGAAGAUGAAGUUGGUGAUGAAGAAGAAGUGGCCAAGAAACAAAGGAAAAGGGAAAAGCCAAAGAAGUUUACUAAGCAACCAAAAAAGCAGCUGUCUUCACCCUGUUCUCAAAAGAAAGAAAAGGCGCUGGAGAAGUCAACUUCUAGAGAUGUGUCUCCUUUCGUUGUGAGCAUGCAGAAGAAUAAGUGGGAUGCCACAAGAUCCCUGCGAUUCAACCAGGAUGCACAAAGAGAAGAUGAUCAGCGGCGGAUGUCUGAAAUUACAGGGCAUCUAAUAAAGAUGAGAUUGGGUGAUCUGGACCGAGUCAAGUCAAAGGAAUCAAAAGAAUUUGCGGGAGGUAUUUAUUGUAGGCUUGAAGCGCAAGUCAAAGCCUCUGCGCCUGGCAGCGCCCGGCAGAACAGCUCAGACAAAAACCCCAGGUCUAAAAGUCGUUUUGGUCAAGGGCGUCCUGCAUAAAGCAUCCUAAAAUAUAAAAAGAGAGAAGGCACACUCCUGGACAUCUGAAAUUGUUCAUUUCCUGAAGACCUUCAAAACAAUGACUUCUAGGUGUUUUACUAGUUGUUCCUGUAAACCACAAAAUCAUGCUGAGACAAAUAUAUAGUUAGGCUUCAUUAAAAUCUAAUUGUAAAUAUAAAUUUUCUUAUAUAAAUUUCUCUUUGUAUAGUUGUAGGCUGUGUAGAAAACAACUACAAACUUUACGUCAUUAAGAUUCCUAAUAUUUGUUACCCUUUGUUUAUUUGAAAGACAAGAGGCCUAAAUUAUCAAAUGACUGAAUUUUGGUAAGACCUUAAGAAAUUUAGGGAGACUAUUGGUAGUAUUACUGUGCAUGUAUGCUCAUCACCAUACUUUUUGAGGACUGUCCAGUCUUAGGUGUAGCAUUGAAAAAUGAAUGUUGUACAAUGAAAUGUCCAGUGAUGCUAAUAUAAGUUGGUGUGAGUUUGAGGAGUGACAAAUCUGGAAGCUGUAUUAAUAGAGUUUCAAGGUGAGGUCAUCCCAGAGUCAUGUUGGUCCAGAAGGGUUUGUCUUUUCAAGUUAGUAUGUGGAAAGUACAGAGUUAAUCCAACUUUUGUUUCUUUAGGUUUUUCAUGCUUCUUUGUUGGUCACCUGACCCUGAAUGACUGGUCAUUAGCCUCUCCUCUGUGAAGACAAUGACAUUCUGAAUUUCCUAAAACAGCCUAGGAUGGUUUAGGGUAGAAUCAUUUCAGCUCUGUGCAGUCACUCUCUAAACCAUUUCAACAACCCCUUAAACAUUAUGAUUGCUAGUUACUUUAGAGGUGUCUUACAAUUUCCAGAUAGAUUAGAUAGCUGGAAAUUUCAUACAUUCAAGAAAAAUAAAAUAACUAUUUUAUAAAUCAGGUUUUUUUUUCUUCUAGCCAGGUCUGUAGUAAAGCCAGGGGAAUGUAAGCAUGCACUAAAUUAUGUGUUGGGAGAUUAUAAGUCUCUGAAAACCAUAAGAUAGAUACACACUAUUUCUACUUCAGUUUUCCUUUGCCUUUCCUGUUCAGAGAACAGGUCUUGAUAAUAUGUAACAGGACAGCAGUUUGAAAAGGAAAGUUCAAGUCUUAUACUCAGUUCACAUAAAAAUUACAAUUUCGGUGUAUCUUUUACUUGCUAUGUGGAACUCAGUUAUUUGAUAAUUAUGUUUUUAAUAUCUGGAUAUUUUUGUAUGUAUAUAAAGUGUUUUUCAGUUGUCUUGAUACUGUGGAAAUAGCCUAUGCCAUAUUUUUUUAAGUGUUUCUUAGUACAUGAUGUGUAAGUCUCACACCUUUCAGUUGCCUCCUGUUGUGAUCAUUGUAAUCAGAAGGAAAUCUGCUCUUUGGAUUUUUACUAUGCGAAAGUGCACAUUGCUUCUCCCCCAAGGGGACUGAACUACUGGUUGAUACUAACAAACCAGACUUUAUUACAAUCUGACUCUAUACAGAAUAUGUUUUGUUGUGUCUGUCUGUGAUACAUGGACAGAUGUUUCUUCUGCCAAGUACUUUAAGGAUUUCUUUACAUUAAAUCUGAGUUUACACUUCUUUAAUUGAAAUAAAUGGCAAUAACAAAAAAUGUGGGGAGAGUCUCUCGAUCUGGCUCAUUCCA